Rosa chinensis is the source of this 840-nucleotide messenger RNA. RefSeq names its product pentatricopeptide repeat-containing protein At3g13880. Bases 1 to 840 code for a protein of 279 amino acids. The transcript has a single exon. Gene Ontology annotation, biological process: RNA modification. Gene Ontology annotation, molecular function: RNA binding; protein binding. The record is from RefSeq and is a predicted model, not a curated record. NCBI's taxonomy places the organism in Eukaryota, Viridiplantae, Streptophyta, Magnoliopsida, Rosales, Rosaceae.
AUGAGAAGUGCUGGGGAGAGCGCGAACCAGUUUGCAUUUGCAAGUGUCAUCAGAGCUUGUGCGGUUCUUGGGUCGGUUGAGACUGGGAGGCAGCUGCAUUCUCUUGCUUUGAAAUUGGGCUUGGCUUGUGAGCUGUUUGUGGGUAGUAACUUGGCGGAUAUGUAUUCGAAUUGUGGGUUCAUGGUUGAGGCUUGUAAGGUUUUCGAGGCAAUGGCGAGUAAGGAUGCUGUGUCGUGGACUUCGAUGAUUGAUGGGUAUGCAAAGAGUUGGGAUUUUGAGUCAGCUUUACUGAGUUAUCAGAGGAUGAUUAAUGAUGGGAUUGGAGUAGAUAAAUAUGUUGUUUCUAGUGCAUUGAGUGCUUGUUCUGCACCGAAGGCUUGUCAGUUUGGAAAGUGUGUUCAUUCGACGGUUGUGAAGUUAGGAUUGGAAGUAGAGGUUGCUGUGGGAAAUGCUCUGGUUGAUAUGUACUCGAAAUCAGGUGAUAUGGAGAGUGCUUUAAAUGUGUUUCGGGUUGACCCUGAGAGUAGAAAUAUUGUGUCGUAUUCCUCUCUGAUCAAUGGUUAUGUCGAGAUGGAUGAAAUCGAGAAGGCUUUUAGUGUGUUUGUUGACUUACAGAGGGGGAGAGUUGAGCCUAAUCAGUUCACUUUCUCUAGCUUGAUCAAGGCUUGUGCCAACCAAGCUGCACUUGAACAAGGGAUCCAACUUCAUGCUCAGGUGGUCAAGUUUAACUUUGAUAGAGACAGUUUUGUGUCUUCUGUUCUAGUUGAUAUGUAUCGAACUUUUUCAUUGAACAUUAUCCGUCCAGUUCUUAUCUCAAUCAAAAUGACUUCAACUAGAUGA